UAUUUUCAUGAUUUCAAUUAGCCGCUUGUCAAUGCUAAGUAUUUAAGUUGUCGUUUUGAUUUAGUAUGUAUUUUAAAAACAAAUCAAGAACAUAAAUAGGACGUAAAUUUUAAAUUUUUAUUUGGUUUUUGUAUUAUAAAUUAUUAACAGAACUUGUGUAAUAGUAUUGAUAUAGUAAAAAUAAAUCAUGAAAUUAGUAAUUCCUGAAAUUUCGUGGCACAAUCGUGAUCCUGUUCUCAGUGUUCACUUCCAACCGACUUGUAAUGAUGAUUUUUAUAGAUUAGCUACAGGUGGAUCAGACUCUCAUGUUUUUAUUUGGCGCAUUAAACUUGAUGGUUCAAAUGUUAAUGUUGAGUUUGCAGCUGACUUGACUAAACAUCAGAGAGCAGUUAAUACUGUACGUUUUUCUCCUAAUGGCCAAUGGUUAGCUACAGGAGAUGAUGAAUCUGUAAUUGUUCUAUGGAAAUUUAAACCUGAAAAUGGGCCUGACCAACGACCAGAUUUGUUAGAAGACAAUGACGCAAAAGAUCUUGAAAAAUGGACAUGCCAUUGUGUUUUAAGGGGUCAUCUAGAAGAUGUUUAUGAUUUAUCUUGGUCACCAGAUUCUAAAAAACUCAUAUCUGGAGGUGUAGAUAAUAAAGCAAUUAUCUGGGAUGUUGAUAAUGGCCGAUACAAAGCAAUACUUGAUGAUCAUAAAGGUUUUGUUCAAGGUGUUGCUUGGGAUCCAUUAAAUAUAUAUGCAGCUACAUUAAGUAGUGAUCGAACUUUAAGAAUAUUUAACACUUCAAAUAAUAAAAUUAUGACCAGAUGUGACAAAGCUGUUCCUAUAGACAAAAAUAUUGAAAAAGAAGAAAUAAAGAGCAGACUAUUUCAUGAUGAUACGUUAAAGUCAUUUUUUCGUCGUAUUGCGUUUUCACCAGAUGGUCAAAUUUUAGUUACUUCAUCUGGUAUUCUAGAAUCUGUUGAUGAAGAAAACAAAACUAAACAUACCACAAAUGUUAGUUAUGUUUUUGCUAGAAAAUCAUUUUCUAAACCUGUUCUGUAUAUUCCCUCAUUGGAUCAAUUCUCAAUUGCUGUACAAUUUUCACCAAUUUUGUAUCAAUUAAAAGAUAAUACUCAAUCUGUAUUUGACUUACCGUACAGAAUGAUUUAUGCUAUUGCUACUAAUUCAAGCAUUUUGUUGAUGGACACACAGCACGCUGCUCCUUUUGCUUAUAUUGGCGAUAUUCAUUAUACACGAUUAACUGAUCUUUCGUGGUCUUCUGAUGGUCGUUUGUUAAUAGUUUCUUCAUCAGAUGGAUUUUGUUCAAUAUUAAGUUUUAGUCAAGAAGAACUUGGAAUACCAUUUACAGAAUCUAUGGAUAUUGUAACUAUGGAAAUAGAUGAAACUGCUCAAGAAAGUCAAGAAGCGAAAAAUUCACAUAAGGAAACACCAACAAAAUUUGAAGUAAAAGAAGAAAAAGAUAUUAAACAACUUAUUGACUUAUCAGAACCUCCAACAAAAAAAAGAGUACAAUUAGUUACACUUUCUAGUCCUAAAAACAAAAAACAUUUUAACAAUUAUAACACAAAUUCAUUUUCUGUUAAUCAAAAUGACAAUUUUUCGCCAAUCGGCUAUCAAAAAUCAAUAGAUGAUGUUAUAUAUUUUAUAGCUAAAAAUGCACAAGUAUUUAAGUGUGACACAUGUGAUAAACAUUAUUCAAAUAAAUUUGAUCUUAUCAAACAUGAAAGAAUUCAUACAAAAAUUUUCAACUGUUUAUUAUGUAAAAGUCGUUUUUCUAACUCUUAUGGACUUUCUCGGCAUAUGAGAACACACCGUGGAGAUAAACGCUAUCGUUGUGCGGUGUGCAGUAAAGCAUUUCAUCAACCUGGUCAUUUAACUGCUCAUGUUAGAAUACAUACUGGUGAAAAACCUUAUACUUGUGCUGUUUGUAAUAAAACAUUUGCUCACUAUUCAAAUCUAAUUACUCAUCGUAAGAUACAUGGCCAAGAUCGACCAUAUGAAUGUGAAAUAUGUGCCAAAAAAUUUGUGCGUCCCUCCAACCUAAUUGAACAUAGAAGAAUACACGGUGGCAAUAAGCCAUAUGGUUGUGACAUGUGUGAAAAUAGAUAUACUAGAAACUCUCAUUUAAUUGAACACAGAAGAAUUCAUACUGGAGAGAAACCCUACAAAUGUGAUGUUUGUGAAGAAAAGUUUGCUAAAUGUUCUGCAUUAAAUAAACAUAGGAAAAGGUUACACAAAUAAUUCAUAUUGAAUGUUAAUUAUAAUUUCAUAUUUUAUAAAUAGACUCUAUUUCAAAACUAAAUAUUAACAAUCAUUAGUUUAUAGAUAUUAUUUAAUAAUGAACUUAAUAACAAAUAUUAUACUUACACGAAUGAUUGAAAUAAUUAUUUCUAUUAAUUAUCCUAUUUGAAAUAAAUAUAAAAAUAUCUAAGAUUUUUUAUUUUUAAAUAACUUAAGUAAAUGUUACAUUGGCAUGUCAGAAUAACAAGUAGCUAAAUUAUUAAUUAUUUUAAUAUUUAAAUCGUUAAUAGAUUAGUACAACUAAAAAUUUUGCAAUUAAUAUAAUAAUUCUUCAAAUUGAUUAUAAUAAGUAGUUUUAAUAAUUAUUUAUUUUUUUACCUAUAUUUAUAAACCACCCUGGUCUUUGAUUUUUGGAAAUUUGACUGUUUUUAUGCAUUCAAUUCAAUACCAAAACAUAAUUGCUAUUGGUUUUUUAAGUAAUUAAUUGAAUUUUAUAACAUAUAAAUUGAAAAAAAAAUUAACUUCUUGGCAUUAUAAUUAAUAUUAUCUAAAGCUCAUGAUCAAAUUCUAAUUUUUAUAUUAAUCUACACAUUAACUACUAAGAAAUUUGUGUACAUUCUAUGUGACUUUGUAAAUCUACAAUAAUGUUGUGCUCUAAUAUAUAUAUACAUGUAAGUGUGGUUUAAUUUAAUUAAUUAGUUAUAUGUAUUACUAGAUAUCAGGACAUUAUAUGGUUUACUUUAGUCAUACUAAGUACAUAAAUGGUAAAUAAGUAUUCAUGUUUGUUUUUUUAAUUAAUGUAUUUAAAUUAGAAAUUUAGUUUUUUUAAGUAGUAGGGUAUGAGUUUGCCUAGAACAAAAAAUGUUCUUUUAUUACUAUGUAUACUUAUGAUAAAUUUUCACGUAGUUGGAAUGUCUCAGAAAUAGUUCAAACAAAUUUUAUAAAUGCAUAAAAUGUCCAAAUCUUAUUUAUCACUAUUUUCCAAAAUUUUCAGUUUUCAUUAAAGAAUUAUCUGGUUCAAUUUAUAUCAGUUAAUUCUCUAAAUUUUUAUUAUUUAAUCAAACUACCAAGAAGUUCAUUAAUAGUUUCAUAAUUGUAAAAUUCACACAAAUUUUAUAAAUUUGCUACAUU
Daktulosphaira vitifoliae (grape phylloxera) is the source of this 3376-nucleotide messenger RNA. Its product is annotated as chromatin assembly factor 1 subunit B-like. The transcript is spliced from 7 exons. NCBI's taxonomy places the organism in Eukaryota, Metazoa, Arthropoda, Insecta, Hemiptera, Phylloxeridae. Gene Ontology annotation, molecular function: protein binding. Bases 188 to 2245 code for a protein of 685 amino acids. The record is from RefSeq and is a predicted model, not a curated record. Gene Ontology annotation, cellular component: nucleus; CAF-1 complex. Gene Ontology annotation, biological process: DNA replication-dependent chromatin assembly; nucleosome assembly.